CUCUUCUUCUUCUUCUCUCUCUUCCAAUGGGCAUUGGGUCUCUGUUUCAGUGCCUCUCUUUGUCUCGAACUUCAGCCUCCACAGCACAAAUAUAUCCCAUAACUCCAAACCCUAUCUCUCACUCCUUCCCCCUUCCCCUUCCCCUUCCCCUUCCUCUUUAGCUUCGCUUCAUCACCGAUUGCAUUUUCUCCUCUUCUUCCCACAAUUUCUCAUCCAUUUUUCACUCCCACUUUUUCCACUUGGGAACAUCCGAGGCCUCUCCAACAAUCUCACUAUGUGAUAGUAUGUUGAUUUGCUGCAACUCAUUUUGAUACUUAACUAAUGGCGGCCAAUCAACGGAGGAAAAGAUUGAGUUCUGCCAGUGUAGUUGGUCACAGUUCAAGAGAACUAUAUAGAGUGAAAAAAAAGAAUGUUGCCUUGACACACAAUGAUGCAAAAUUAAGUUCCCAUAUUACUCUGGAGUGGGAUGGGAGUAAAAGAAGAGUUGUUCCUAAAAGGGAACAAGUUGGCAUAAGUAGGAGAAAUUUGAGACCAUUUGUUGAUUCGGUUUCUAACGAACACACUAUCUUAGCUGACGUUUUUGAUGUCCCUCAUGAGAUUUUUGAGUUGGAAAAUUUAUCAGAAGUCCUUUCACAUGAGGUUUGGCAGACAUAUCUUUCAGAAAAUGAAAGAAACAAUCUGAGGAAGUUUCUUCCUGGAGGACAAGAAAAUGAGACAGUUGUGGAAGCGUUGUUUUCUGGGGAUAAUUUUCAUUUUGGAAAUCCUCUUGUUAAAUGGGAGGCUUCACUUUGCUCUGGUGCCCUUCACCCUGAUGCAGUUCUUCAGCAUGAACAGUGCUUAAGGACAGAUAAAAAAGCAUACUCCCAUGAGUUACAGAAGUACCAUAACAAUAUGAUUGGAUAUCUGCAAAAACUGAAGGAAAGAUGCACAAACUGCAAAGAUCCGGAGAAGGAAAUCAUACAUCAAACAUGGAGGUCAAGAAAUGCAGAAAAGAGAGUCUCCACCCUAGUGAAUGAGUCCAGAUUUGACUAUCACGAGGAUGAUGAUACAGCUACAUCAGAAUCUGGUUCGUGGGGUUCAGAGGAGAAAGCAUGUAGCAGUGAUAACCAGACUUCUUUCAUGAAGGGUAGAGUGUUUUCAGAAAGGAUGUGCAAUAAAGGAUACAAGCGAGACAGAUGCAGAACUUCAUCAACUGCUUUAGAUGACAUGCUCAACGUGGGAACGAGACCCGAGGACAAGUUACAAAAACGCAACUUACAGUGCAGUGAUGGUUCCAAAUAUAUGUCAUAUUGCAAGAUCAGUAAGAAGCAGCAUGACCUCGUGAAGAACAUGAAGCAAUCAGGAUCCCUCCACCAAGUUUUAGGUGACAUCAAAGCUUUUAAUGUACAGCCAUACGAAGUAUUUGUAGAGGAAGAACGGAAGAAGUUGCAUGAGCACUGGUUGCAAUUAUCAAAAGUUCAUCUCCCAGUUGCAUAUGCAAAUUGGAGAGAGACUCAUUUACAGAGACGGCAAAUAACCAAGGCCUUGGAGCAAGAUCUGAAAGAUAGACAAACAUUACUGAUGGAUGUGGACACUGAAAGCCAUGAUAGCAUGCGCCAAGAACAAAUGGAUACUGAAGAAGCGGAUCAAAUGGAUAUGAGCCGUACAACCAGUGAAUCUGUUGAAAAAUCUAUUUCUGGCUCCCAAAGUAGUCCGUCUUCAGAGCAGGUUAAUGGGGAGCCGGAGAUUGACAGCAAUUUGGAUCCUGAAAGCCACAACACCCCAAAUUCUGGUGAUACUCAUCUUGAAGAGUCUGAAAUAUCAAGAAACUUGAAUGCUUUAGAUUGCUCGGUCAGCCAGGGAGAGGCCCUGCAUUCUAUUGGUGAUGUUCGCUCAGGACCAAGCAUGCCAAAGAAUUACUACAGCUCCACAACCGGCCAUGAUUAUGCAUCUAUCAAUAAUUUGUCUCUUGCAAAUUCUCAUGCCGAUGAAGAGCUAAAAACUCAAGUUUUCGAUAUUGAAUCUGACUUGUCUGUCAGUGACAUUAGUAAAAAUUUGUUGCCUAGACGAUCAGAUGACGGCACUUUUGUGAAAUCUGGCUUACAUAGCAGAGAUAUUGGGAAAAUUUUGUUGCCUAGACAAUCAGAUAAUGGCACUUUUGUGGAACCAGAUUUGCAUGGCAGAGAUAUUGGCAAAAAUUUGUUGCCUAGACAAUCAGAUAAUGGUACUUUUGUGGAAACAGAUUUGCAUGGGAGAGAUAUUGGCAAAAAUUUGUUGCCUAGACAAUCUGAUGAUGGCACCUUUGGUUCUUAUGAAACCCAAGGUAAAGAUGGGUUACUUCACUCUGUGUUCAAGACACAAGGAGCGCUGCCCUUCCAUCACAAGGAGAGGCACUCAGGUUUAGAUUUCCAGCCAUCAAACAAUGACUUGAUAGAAGAGAGUCAGUAUUCUAGACAUUUCCGGGAGCAGCCAGAUUUAUCCAUGCCUUUGCCGCAACGAGGAAAGGAAGAUGAGCAAGUUUACAUGCAACAUGGUGGUGUUCCUGAGAAUAUUUUUCCUGAUGGCAACAGGUAUUUGAUCCCGGCACAGCAACAGUUGACCACAGUUGGAAUGCAGGAUUGGGCUGUCAAUGCAGUUCGCAUGUCUUCCCAUAUCCAUUCUCAUCCCAUAAAUGGUGCAAGUUUAUUAGGCGAGAACUGGUUUUCGGGCGAACAUCAAGUCCGUGGCGGGUUCACAGGGUCUGAUAGCGUCAUGGUCCCAAACCAGAGCAUUGGUAGUGGAAGCAUCAGCACAGAUCAAACCUUAUUCAGUGUUCUCUCUCAAGGCAAUCAAUUCCGCUCCCCUUUCUAUGCAAUGGGGUCAAAUGGGCAAUUCAUUUCAUCAAGGAACUACGGCAUGCUGCGUGAAGGAAAUCCCAUGAUCGGCAACAUCCUACCUGAAGCAUCCAAUCCUCUCGACUACUUGGGGGGAGGGCAUGAAAUAGCAUCCCAGGGUAUGGGCUGGGUAGGAAUGAGGCAUCAGAAUUCCAAUUUGACUGAUCCAAUGGAGAAACCAUAUUUGAGAUCAUGGAAUCAAUGAGGAGAAAUCUGUGGGAGAGACAGGGCCAUGAGUUUGGCUUCAGUUGGAGCCUAAGAUUUUCAUUAGAAAGAGGAAGAAAAAGAAACAAAUUGUGGAAGUUUGAAAGAGUGGUAGGCUGUUAUACAUAAUACCAAAUUCAUCAUACAAGAAGAGAAGCAAACCCAACACCAUGUAUAUAUCUAGAUGUUAGAUGGGCAGCUGAAACUGAAAGAGAAGAAGAAAUUUUCAAGUUCCAGGCAAAAGUGCUUUUUCCUGGUAAGGUAAAUUUUUGUAGCUUGUUCUUUUAUCUUAACACUUCUCCUCUCUAUUUUGUUUGUUACUUAGAAAGAUAUUUCAAUAAUUUUGGAGGCUACAAAGCCAUCUGAGGCCAAAAUGCUUUAAAGCCAUGAUUCUCCUCAUUGUUUCCUUUUUAUUUACCGUUAAGUUGAUUGGUUUCCAUGUGAGGUGAUGUUAACAACUGCAGCCAGGUGAAAUGAGUUCUAUUUUGCUUGGUUUCAA
This is a messenger RNA of Momordica charantia (bitter melon), 3555 nucleotides long. NCBI's taxonomy places the organism in Eukaryota, Viridiplantae, Streptophyta, Magnoliopsida, Cucurbitales, Cucurbitaceae. The record is from RefSeq and is a predicted model, not a curated record.